UUUUGUAAGUGUCUGCCGUAGUCAAUUUUCUGGGCAAAGUGUAAUUAUAUUUUAUUCGCAUGGUUUUGUGUACAAUAAAAACUUAAGACAUUUUCAAAUAUAUUAACGUCUCGGACGUUAAAUCACAGACUCAAAGCAUGGAGGACAAGGCGUCGUUAAAAGAACUGGAUCAAUGGAUAGAGCAGCUAAAUGAAUGCAAGCAAUUGACAGAAAAUCAAGUAAAAACGUUAUGCGACAAGGCAAAGGAGAUCCUCACUAAGGAGUCAAACGUGCAAGAGGUAAAUUGCCCGGUGACCGUUUGCGGAGAUGUCCACGGUCAGUUUCACGAUCUUAUGGAGCUAUUCCGGAUCGGCGGCCGGUCGCCGGACACCAACUACCUCUUUAUGGGAGACUACGUCGAUCGUGGAUACUACAGCGUUGAGACAGUCACAUUGCUCGUUGCGCUUAAGGUCAGAUACCGCGAGAGAAUAACCAUUUUGCGCGGCAACCACGAGUCCCGUCAGAUCACCCAAGUGUACGGUUUCUACGACGAGUGCCUACGCAAGUACGGCAACGCGUCCGUAUGGAAGCACUUCACCGACCUGUUCGACUUCCUGCCGCUGACGGCGUUGGUGGACGGGCAGAUAUUCUGCCUGCACGGCGGACUCAGUCCCUCCAUCGAUACACUCGAUCACAUCCGAGCCCUCGACCGCCUGCAAGAGGUGCCGCACGAGGGACCUAUGUGCGACCUGCUCUGGAGCGAUCCCGACGACAGAGGCGGAUGGGGCAUAUCUCCGCGCGGCGCGGGUUACACGUUCGGGCAGGACAUCUCGGAGACGUUUAACCACAGCAACGGUCUGACGCUGGUGUCGCGCGCCCACCAGCUCGUCAUGGAGGGCUACAACUGGUGCCACGACAGGAACGUCGUCACCAUAUUCUCAGCGCCCAACUAUUGCUAUAGAUGCGGUAAUCAAGCCGCUAUAAUGGAAUUGGAUGAUGCGCUUAAGUACUCAUUCCUCCAGUUUGAUCCGGCCCCGCGUCGCGGCGAGCCGCACGUCACACGGCGGACGCCUGAUUACUUCAUGUAGACUGCACUGGGGGCGUAUACAAUGCGGGAGGGGUGUAUUCAAUGGUCGCCUCGCCGCCGCCCGUCACUAUUCUGUUCCCAAACAAACCGACGACUCGCCUACAACACACUACUUACGUCACACCGUCAUAACAAGUCUUGUACAAGGAACGGACACGUGCUACGUGCACGAUAUACGUACACGUAUACGUGUACGUGCAUGUAGCGUGCGAAUUGUGCCGUUAUCGUCCGACACGAUACUUAAAUAAAACUACGCGUAAUGGAAUCAGAUUUUUUAUAUAAUAAUUUAACGCGUGACCGUAUCGGAAAUAAAAAAUGAUAAUGUUCGAAACCGAUGUCCGAAAUAUUAUCGUAUAUAUACCUAUCGGGGAAUGUUACAAAGCCUGGUGGAAGAGUUUAGAUUUUCUUUUUGUGCACGUAAACAUGUUGGCGGAUUAACGACGUCAAGCUCAUAUAAUAUGAGGUUGUUUUGGACUACCGGUCUCGAUAUACCUUACGAUGCCGCGAUGACCGAACACUGCGUGGAAGUCUAUAUGUAUUAUUGUUUUGUAACGUUGACACACGAAGUUAAAAGUAUUAAAAUUGAACGUGUAAACUGGAACAUUUAAUUGAAGCGAGAUCGAUGCCCUAGUCGUUGGAUGAACUUUUGAUAUUUUCAUAGUUUGCGAUUCGGCAGAUAAAGAGUUUCGCUUCCGUACAUAGUGAGUCGUUAUCGCGUUUCAAUAUUGGCUAGACGGGGCAUCGAUCCCGCGACAGGUGGGCGAGGCAUCUGCAUUAGUGUGUGGAAGCGGGCUUCUCGGUAGCGGACGGUCGCUGCUCCGUUAUGCUGGUAUGUUCAUUGGACCGUCGUCGAACAAUGCAUGUAACAAAUCUAACUAUAGACCACAUUAAACGGCGUACGUCAGA
Diatraea saccharalis (sugarcane borer) is the source of this 1972-nucleotide messenger RNA. The record is from the annotation of a GenBank genome assembly. NCBI's taxonomy places the organism in Eukaryota, Metazoa, Arthropoda, Insecta, Lepidoptera, Crambidae.